Molecule: messenger RNA, 985 nt
Organism: Dipodomys ordii (Ord's kangaroo rat)
Lineage: Eukaryota; Metazoa; Chordata; Mammalia; Rodentia; Heteromyidae
Product: chromosome unknown open reading frame, human C3orf18
Exons: 5
Coding region: 528-884 (118 amino acids)
Source: RefSeq, a predicted model, not a curated record
CGCGCGGGGGAGGCUUGGCUGCGGAGCGCCGUGUUGGGUCCGCGCCUUGGGGUGCCGAGAUUCCCGGCCGCCCCGUGAGGGUUGGCCACUCGGCGCUCUUCCGACACCCCGGAGCCUCCCACCUUGGUGCUGACAUUCCCAGUGGUCUGGAGCAGGAGCCGAGAAACUGCACCUAACCUUUCCCCAGCAGUGGAGACUUGCAAAUGUUGAACCAGUAUCUAAGCUGGGCCCCACCCAGAUGUAGGCAUAGGAGCUGGGCAGGAAGCAGGCUCUGGAGCUGGGCCUUCCGUGGUUCCCUUCCCACCAGCUAAGAGCAGCAGGGGGAGGAAUCACUCAGCAGACACCUACCUGGAUAUAUUGGCUGACCUGAGUUCACAGAUCUCCAACUCCAGGGGAGGGACCAGAGUGUGUUAACUCUGUAGGCAGAAUUGAUAAACCUCCCUUCCUCUCCCAGGGAGCCCAGUGGAGGCGCCCUCCCGAGGCGCUGCUGCCCAUGCUGACCACCCAGCUCUCCACCUGCCGAUGUCAUGAGUAACACGACAGUGCCCAAUGCCCCCCAAGCCAACAGUGACUCCAUGGUGGGUUAUGUGUUGGGGCCCUUCUUCCUCAUCACCUUGGUCGGAGUGGUGGUGGCUGUGGUAAGGAGCCUCCGACAUACACAAAUAGACAUCCACACCUUUGCCAAGGUAAUGUAUAUCCAGAAGAAAAAGCGGGUGGACCGCCUUCGCCAUCACCUCCUCCCCAUGUACAGCUACGACCCUGCUGAGGAGCUGCAUGAGGCAGAGCAGGAGCUUCUCUCUGAUGUGGGAGACCCCAAGGUGGUACACGGCUGGCAGAGCGGCUACCAGCACAAGCGGAUGCCCUUGCUGGAUGUCAAGACCUGACCCCAUAGCCCUGACCUACAGAACCCCUAGGGUGGGUCUUACAGUUGCCCCAAGCACUGGGCCUUCAAUUCUCCUUUCCCACUUAUCCACCAACCCUGUGG